UCCUCUCUUCAGCCUCCCCCCAUUCUCCAGUACAUGGAUCACUCCUCCUCCUCUCCCCCUAACAACCUGCUCUGUGGUAUCUCCUGUAAACCCCGAUGCCCCGCCCCAUUGAUGAUGAGACGCCGCCUUUUCCGGUGAUAUCACACCUGACGGAGCUCCUCUAUUCUCGUCAUUACCGGGAUUGUUCUCCCGCGGACGUUUGUCACCGGAAGUAACGAAUUCCCGAACGUCGGAGAGCCCCGGAUCCGGCGGGAGCUGUGAGUGUGGUGAAUCUCUCGAUGGCCGCUCUUUCCCUCCACUCGGACCCAUUUGCUGAGGUUGGCACCUCCACUGUAAAGCCGUUUUCUCAGAGGGUGGUCCGGCAUGCCCUGGCCAUCAUGCAUCUCCUCAUCACUGAGGGGGAUCUGGCGGGGGACAUGACGUUGCGUCUGUCACUAGAUCAGCGGACUGAAGACCAGAAAAUUGUCAUUGAUCAAGUCAUGAAGCUGGUUCUGGGAAUUCUGCACCUGCUGAACGAGGGCCCCGUGUCUCAUGAACAAGCUGUGAACUUGUCAGAUGAAGACUGGACGCAUCUCGAGAGAGAGCAGCGGGAGCUGUACGGCGACCUCCUGACCGAGAAUGAGCAGACCCUGCAGGGCAUGGGUAAUGACUGCGACUCAUCACCAGGCAUGAAUAGAGCCCCUCCCCCGGUUUGCGGGUCCUUCAAUGUCAAAAUGGAGACUGCGCUGGGAAUGGGGCAGAAGGAAACUCCUCCAACCAGUGUGUCUGCCAGCGGCCAAGAUGGAAAGUCCGAUGCCUGCAGCGAUGCCCCGGCCGAUCCCGCCAGAAGUCCAUUGCCUGAUUCCUACCACCCCAACACCUUCUUAAGUCCUGGGAGCGAUUGCAGCCGUUCCUUCCAUGAAACAUCUGGCCGUACAAGCGCGCAUGGAGUGCCUUCUUCAGCUUCCCUCGGUGCCUUCCAGAGAACAUGCCCCAACCCCUGCAAGGAUCCCUAUGUGACUGUAUUUCCAGAGGCCUCAGGUGCCAACAGCUACAGUGAGGCCUAUGCCAGUAGCUCCACUGACGACUUUACAGUAGAAAACAUGCACAUUAUUCAUAUCAAGCAGGAAGGAUCCCUCCCCGACCUCCUACCGCAAAGUAAGGCUGUGGACCGCGAUGUCUGUGCUGAGAAUCUGUGUGGUGAGCAAUCAGUCAAACAAGAGGAACUACGUGGCUUUGCUGGUGGGACAUUAAUGGUUUCACACGGGAGCAUCAACACUAAACACACUUCUAGAAUUACAACCCUCAAUGAACAAGUGAAGAUCCUUCUCAGCAAGUCCAUGAAGAAACGUCCGACGAAGAAGCGUUUCCAAUGUCCGAGAUGCGAAAAGAGCUUCCACUGUCAGUCGCACCUCAUUAUGCAUCAGAGGGUGCACACUCGAGAGAGGCCGUAUGUGUGCGAGUGUGGAAAGACCUUCACCCAGAGUUCUAGCCUGUUCAGACACCAGAGAGCCCAUCGGGGUGAGCGACCUUACAUUUGCCCUGACUGUGGGAAAACAUUCACCCAGAGCUCCUAUCUUCAAAUUCACCAAAGAACACAUACAGGAGAAAGACCCUACGCCUGUGGAUAUUGUGGCAAGUGUUUCCGUGUCAACUCCACCCUUGUCAGGCACCAAAGGGUUCAUGUGGGGGAAAAGCCAUAUAUAUGUGGCAAAUGUGGUAAAAGUUUUAGCCAGAGUUCCUAUCUGUACAUUCAUCAGAAGACGCACACCGAGGAAAGGCCGUUCACUUGUAAUCAGUGUGGAAAAAGCUUCAAAGUCAACUCCUCUUUACUCCGACAUCGUAGACUUCAUCUAGUGGAAACCAGCGAGUGUCCACACAGCUAGAAAGUGUGCGGCUCCUGGGGGAGGACUCCAGAAAUGUGACUAGUAUUCAUGUACAUAGAAUUUUAUUAUAUAUCGAAUGUUGGUGCUCAUGCCCUUUGUAAGAUGAAUAGAAGAUAUUUCAACCUGGGAAACUGUUUAUCUGUUUUGUAUAAAAAGGUUUAGAAGAAAUGCCGACGGCUCCUUAUUCUGUAGUCAUUGGAUUUAAGGGUGGAUUACAUUAUUUUACUAUGUAACUCUCGG
This is a messenger RNA of Bufo gargarizans (Asiatic toad), 2105 nucleotides long. RefSeq names its product zinc finger protein 211-like. Gene Ontology annotation, molecular function: DNA-binding transcription repressor activity, RNA polymerase II-specific. The record is from RefSeq and is a predicted model, not a curated record. Gene Ontology annotation, biological process: negative regulation of transcription by RNA polymerase II. The coding region runs from base 279 to 1865 and encodes 528 amino acids. Lineage: Eukaryota; Metazoa; Chordata; Amphibia; Anura; Bufonidae. The transcript has 6 exons.